UUCAUGCCAUUCCUUAGUUCCCCCUUUUCUUCGGAUGAUUUUAGUUUAUUGAUGUCAUACUUGAGUCCCUCUGUUCUGUGGAGGAGUUGAACUUCUGCAUUUUCAAUUCCAUAUUGGGUAUAUGCUCAAAUCAAUGAACCUGAAUUUUGGGGUGUCCUAUUUUAGGAAUGCUACUUGUGAAGAUACUUAUAUACAAGGUUAAUUUUUGGGGAUUUCCAGUGGUAUAAAAGGAAAGAAAAAAUAUGGAUCGACUCAAUGGUUCUGCCAAUCUAAUGAUAGUUUCAGAUCUUGAUUUCACAAUGGUAGAUCAUGAUGAUCCAGAAAAUCUUGCUCUUCUGAGGUUUAAUGCACUAUGGGAAGCUUAUUAUCGUCAGAAUUCUCUGCUAGUUUUCUCCACUGGGAGAUCACCUACUAUUUAUAAAGAGUUAAGAAAGCAGAAACCUUUGUUGACUCCUGAUAUUACAAUAAUGUCUGUGGGAACUGAGAUUACAUAUGGUGAUUCCAUGCUCCCAGAUGAAGGGUGGAAACAGUAUCUGGCUCAUAAUUGGAACAGAGACAUAGUUAUAGAGGAAACAGCCAAGUUUCCUGAACUAAUUUUUCAGUCAGAAACAGAGCAACGGCCUCACAAGGUUAGCUUUUAUUUGGAGAAAGGGAAGGCCUCAACAGUCAUGCAAGCUCUCUCAAAAUGUUUGGAAAAACGUGGGUUAGAUGUGAAAAUAAUUUAUAGCAAUGGUAUUGCUUUGGAUAUAUUACCCCAAGGAGCUGGCAAAGGACGGGCCCUUGCUUUUUUACUUGAAAAAUUUAAAGCUGAUGGACUAGGACCACUCAACACUCUUGUUUGUGGUGAUUCUGGAAAUGAUGCUGAACUAUUCAGCGUACCUGAAGUUUAUGGUGUCAUGGUUAGUAAUGCCCAGGAAGAAUUGGUUCAAGGGUAUGCAGAAAAUGGAAGGGGUAAUCCUCAAAUAAUUCAUGCAACUGAGAGAUGUGCAGCUGGUAUUAUGCAAGCCAUUGAUAACUUCUCUCUUGGUCCAAAUGUGUCUCCAAGAGAUAUUAGAGACUCAAUGUUCAACAGAAAAAUUCCUAGUCCUAGCCAUGAAGUAGUGAUGUUCUACCUAUUUUAUGAGAGAUGGAGGCGUGGAGAAGUUGAGAAUUCUGAGCUGUAUAUACAAAAUCUAAAAUCAACAUUUCAUUCUACGGGAAAUUUUGUCCAUCCCUCAGGAAUUGACCAACCUAUGCACCAAAUUAUAGAUACCUUAGUAAAGCUAUUUGGCGAGAAGCAGGGCCUAGACUUUCGGGUUUGGGUUGAUCGUGUAUCUUUUGCAGAGGUUAGUUUGGGCUCAUGGCUGGUCAAAUUUGACAAGUGGGAGUUAUCAGGGAAUGAGUUACGGUGUUGUUUAACAAAGGUUCUGAUGAAUUCAGAGGCUGAUGCACCUGAUGAGUUUACAUGGAUGCACUUGCAUCAAACUUGGUUGGAUGGUUCAGGAGAAAAGGAUGAUUUACCUUGGUUUAUCUAGAGUACUUAUAGUUUCUUAACCACUUUUGUUAAAAGACUUAUCUGAGAUUUGAGUGAAAAUUGACCACACACACUUGAUAUAUUGAUGUGAGAA
This is a messenger RNA of Gastrolobium bilobum, 1607 nucleotides long. Its product is annotated as sucrose-phosphatase 1-like. The coding region runs from base 243 to 1514 and encodes 423 amino acids. Gene Ontology annotation, biological process: sucrose biosynthetic process. NCBI's taxonomy places the organism in Eukaryota, Viridiplantae, Streptophyta, Magnoliopsida, Fabales, Fabaceae. Gene Ontology annotation, molecular function: magnesium ion binding; sucrose-phosphate phosphatase activity. The record is from RefSeq and is a predicted model, not a curated record. The transcript has 9 exons.